GCGCAGGAAGGAGGUGGUGGAAGUCCCGGAGGAAGAGGAAGAGGAUGACGAUGAGGAGGAUGAGAGGCUCCGACAAGAGGAGGAUCAACGAGCGGAGAUGAGGGCCAAAAAGAGAGGAGCCCGGGAGGAGGCGGAGUGAAGCCUGCCCGACAGCGUGCCUAAGAGGAAGAAGUACGCGGUCCGGAUGGAGGAAGGCUUUGAUGUGGCGCGGAUGGUGGACAAGCUCCUGGAAGGCCAUAAUGACUUGAUGAACCUAAAGGACAUCCUGGCGUCGGCGCCAAGGCUCCGUGGUGAGUUGAAGGGACGACUGUCGCGAAGGCUGGUGCCAAAUGUCCAUCUGAGUACGGUCCUGCCAAGAGAGGUGGAGUGGACAGAGGCAGGGACAAGGAUGGAUUGCAAAUGUGUGGCGUGCGGGCAGGUGGAUCUGGUGAUAAAGAACCAGAAUUGCACUGGGAUGGUGGACACGGGCGCAGAGAUGAACAUCAUCAGGGAGAAGGAGGCCGUGAUGAUAGGCAUGGAGAUCGACCGCUCGGACCAUGGCAUGUUGCAUGGUGCUAACUGCAAGGCCGCCUUUUGCGGCACAACGUCAAAUGUGAUUAUAGAGAUUGGGAAGGACGGAAAUGUUGAUCUUCAUAAGCACGACGAAACAAUGAUCCUCCUCCUGUGCGACCCGGCGUGUGGGAAUUAUGAAAUUAUCACCUGCCGAAACACGGGGCCGGGGAGCGGGAGGAAUAGGCCCAAUCCAGGCUCGUUCACCUUUGAGGAGUCAGAGAACGAGCGGAGACGGCUUUGGGAAGUGCCCGAGGAGGAAGAUAGGGCUGAGGUGCUGACAUUGAGCGUCACGGAUGUGAAUAAGGCCAUGGAGGUGGUAUCGGCUCACGACAUGGCGGAUCCGGAGGCCAUUAAGGCAUUGAGGGAACAAGUUUUGGAGAACCCUCAGGAGUUGCAACGGCUAAAUGCGGUGACAGUGCGGGACGCGAGAGGAUUGCCGAACGCGGACGCAUUGUCAGAAUCGUGCGCAGGGAGGCCUAUAAUCUCGCUUAUAGACCGCUACUCGAGGUAUGACCAAUUCCCUGUAUACCCGCCAGACAGACCUGUAACGGCAAUGCACAUUCCCAGAGGGCUGAUUCAUAUGAACGUGGCGCCUCAAGGUUGGACGAAUGUAGUGGCGAUGGUGCAAAGGCAUAUAACCAGAGCCAUGCACACGUUCAGCCCACAUAUCACUCAACCCUAUAUCGAUGACCUGGAGGUCAAAGGUCCGAAGGAGAAGGAGGAAGACGAAGUGAUGCCCGGUGUGCGGCGCUUUGUCUGGAAGCAUGUUCAAGACAUUGAUCAAGUUCUGGGGUUAUUGGAAGAACAUAACUUGAUGGCGGGCGGCCCCAAGUCGAAACAUUGUAUGAGGGAGGCCACGAUUCUAGGUUUUGUCUGUAAUGUGAGUGGGCGAAGAUCUGAUGUAAAAAAAACAGACAAGAUUCUUGAGUGGCCGGUGCCCUUCCGUUCGAUGACGGAUGUGAGGAGCUUUCUUGGGACGUGCGAAUUUUGGAGGAGCUUCGUGAAAGACUUUGCCACGAAGACGGAGCAUUUAAGGAAGUUGGUGCGUCAGGAUCAAGAAUGGGUCUGGGGCGAAGACCAGGAAGAGGCGGUCAGUAGGAUGAAAGGAGAGUUUAAGGAAGGAGGUUUGGUAUUGGGAUCGCCAAACUAUGAGGCCACGGAGGAAAGACCAUUCGUCAUUGAGACGGACGCUGGGCCAACUGCCUUGGGAGGAGUCUUGAUUCAGGCAGAUACUGAGGGGAAGGAGAGGUCGCUAAGAUUCGAAAGUCGCACCCUCAAUACAACUGAGAGGAACUACUUUCAGUUUAAGAAGGAAACGUUGGUGGUACUUCAUUGCCUAAGGACCUUUCAGAACUAUGUUUUUGGCAGGAGGCUCAUCCUGAGGGUGGACCCUACUGCACUAGCAUGUUCCCUGAAGAAUUAUACUCCAUCUGACCCAACCGUCGCAAGAUGGUUGACCUACAUUUGGAUGUUUAAUUUCGAGCUGGAAAUGAUUCCUGGGAACAAGAACACAGCAGAUGGGUUAAGCCGCAUCAACUGGGAUGGAUCGGACGAGGAAUCGAUAGAAGACACGCCGCCAGUUGAUGGUUUUUUGGAUCAAGAGGAGGACGUCCGCCUGCACAUAAACGAAUGGUCCCUGCGAGUGCCCAGUUGCGUCAGUCACCCCAUAUGGCUGGCACCAAAGGGGUACGAGCAGAAGGAAGAGUUAGUCCUCAAGCCCUUUCAGGAGGAGGAUCCGUGGGGAAGUAAAGAUGUUGGUUGGAUGAUGAAGUUGGGGUUGGCAGGUACGCACAGUCAGGUGGAGGAACUGAGGGCAAUAGAGGAAGGCCCCACUCAGGUAGAGGAGCAUGAGCAGCUAAUGGGAGGGAUGUACCUGCUCACCAAUACGCUCCUGCAAGGAGACUUCGACCGAAAGGGCUCGUUCAGUCACGAGGAGAAUGAGAUUCUGGUUCCUGAAAGCCGGGACGACGAAUUCGAGGAAGGAGAAAUCAAGGAGGCGUUUCGGACGGAGGAGUAUGAUGGGAUCUACCAGGAAUUGGGGUUGCUCCUAUCAUGUGAGAUGAGGGAUAGAGAUGCGAGAGCCAAGGCACAGAACAUGAGGCACCUCUAUGUGAUGCUGAGGGCUUCGUCGAUGGGACUGAAUGGAUUGCCUAUUCGAUUGGAGGAAGGCAAUGCGGAGGAGUUCAUUCUGACCUAUGAGCAGUAUAUGCGCGACCAGGGGACUGGGCAGGAGGAUUGGAUGCAGAUGCUGCCCCUCUGGACACGGAGGGCGGAGAGGUCGUUGGCGAGGCAGAUCCGGGACAGGGCACACGACUGGGAGGACUGCCAGGCCAUGUUGAGACAGGCAUUUCGACGACUGGAGUCCGAGAGGCCGGAGCCCAGGGUGGAGAGACGACAAAGGAGUAAGAGGCCGCGGGGCCCAGAGAGGGUCCCGCGCUGCCAUGUCCGGUGCCGGACCGAUGCGCUCGACACGGGGUCAGUCUUGGUGAGCUGCAUCGAGGAGUAUUACCUGCGCUAUCCUUUCGUCAGGGAAUUUGUAAUGGACAGAGGAUCGGAGUUUACCUGUCAGGAGGUGCAAGAGUUGUUACCAAGGUCUGACUUUACGAAGACAACCAUGUCGAGAGGAGGGAAGGGGACACGGCUGCCUCGGAGGCCGUUGGGGGCAUCAGGAGGAUAUGAGCGGCAUGGGCCUCGCCAUCGAGAGAGUACUCUGGUCUACGAUGAUGGGGACAUCGAGCUAUUCCUGGAUAGUUUCUGGGAGCAUGCGAGGCGUAUGGGCUGGACCGUGGCCCAGGCAAUCGAGAGACUGAGGGGAGAAGGCAGGUUCGAGGAGCCCAUUGCCAGGAUUCGUAGGAAGGCGACGACGGGGCAGGAGGUGGAGACGAGGAUGGAGGAGUUGCGACCCUCGCCUGUGGGACCAGAUGGCAGGCCGAUCCAUCUAGAAAUCGAAAAUGUGGCAGACUUUAUCCCUGCCUUCGAGUGGUUCAUGCAGGGGCAGGGUAUACCGAGAGAUGAGUGGGCGAGGACACACCUAGCAGCUUAUGCCCUGGAGCACCCAGACCUGGAAGAGCCAGCACCUGCAGAGCCGCGCCAGGAGCCGUGCCAGCCCGAGAAGGAGAUGGAGGCAGAGAUCCCGGAGAGGGUCGACCUCCGCACGAGGGAAAGAGCGUCAGUUGGAGAGACAGCAGAGGAAAAGAGGGCGAGAAGAACCAGGAGGAUAAACGAGAUAUGGCAAGAGAGGCAGAGGUUAGAGGCAGCGGGGGAGCUUCCAGAGCAGCAGCAGGAGAGGCAGAGAUCGGAGGCAGCAGGGACGCUCCCAGGGAAUAAGAUAAAGGAAACAAGCCAUGGAGUACGCCUGGAGGCUAUGGAGAUGGAAAUCCAGGAACUCAGGGCAUUGGUGGUCAGCCAGACAACUAUCAUUCAGAGCCUGAGGCAGCAAGCCCUGGGAAAGGUGGACAAGCCAGAGAGCAGCAGGAAGGGAGAGCAGAGGCAGCCAGGACAUGGAUUACCAGGACAGCCAUCUGCAGCAGAGCCUCGCCAUGAGCCACCUAUGGGGAGAGUGAUCCUGGAGCCAGAGGAGGCGAGAGCCCAGAGGCAGGCGGAGAGAGAGGCGUUCGAGUUCAGAGCCCCUACCGAGCUCGCGACGCUGCCAGUGGUGGCGGCAGACCCGGUCGUACCUUUGGCAGUAGAGGAGGGGCGGCCACCAUCUAGCAGUGAGCCGGCUCAAGGCUCAGGAAAGGGAUCCAUGGGUGUGCUCCUUGAGGCGGUACAUACUAUGCAGGAGGAGGUGAGUUUGUUUUCACCCGAGCAGAGGAUAGAGGAGCCUCUUGAGAGAGAGAUGGGGAUUGAGGCGGAGGGUGCCAUUGAGGGCGGGCUCCAGAGGUUGGGCACACCUGAGUAUGGACCAGAGGAGAUUGAGAAGCAGCCCAUGGCACUGCCAGGAGAGACACUCGAGAGGAGACCUCAAAGGUUGGACACGCCUGAGUACGUCCCAUCGACAUAGGAUUUGAGGAAUAGACUGGGAUCUUGGGUUACUGGAUUUGGGUCUGGGGAACCGGUUCCUGGUAUAG
Chara braunii is the source of this 4622-nucleotide messenger RNA. NCBI's taxonomy places the organism in Eukaryota, Viridiplantae, Streptophyta, Charophyceae, Charales, Characeae. The record is from the annotation of a GenBank genome assembly.